Molecule: messenger RNA, 1336 nt
Organism: Elaeis guineensis (African oil palm)
Lineage: Eukaryota; Viridiplantae; Streptophyta; Magnoliopsida; Arecales; Arecaceae
Product: probable carboxylesterase 17
Molecular function (GO): hydrolase activity
Source: RefSeq, a predicted model, not a curated record
AUGGCCAUCCAUAGCCCUGGAACAGUUCACCAUAUGCCCCUCUCUCUCUAUAUAACAAAGCCUAUAAGUUUCACUCCAAGGACUUCCAAAGACCUCCUCCUCCAAGAGAUUACUCCCCGCCCUUGGCACUCAUUUUUUAAUACGAGGAGAACGAUGGGUCCCGCCCAGAGAAACUAUUCACACCAUGGAACCGCCGUCGUUGAAGAGAUCGAAGGCCUCCUUAAGGUCCACGAAGAUGGCCAUGUCGAACGCCUACCGACGAUGCCCGAUGUGCCAUGCACCUGGGCGCCUGAGCCAAACGUCGCGAGCCGAGACAUCUCUUUCAACAACUCCACCGGCCUUUGGGCUCGUUUCCAUGUGCCCAACCGCCGUGGCCAGCUGCCAUUGCUUGUAUAUUUCCAUGGUGGUGGGUUCUGCAUCGGCUCCGCCGCAUGGCGAUGCUACCAUGAGUUCUUGGCAAGGCUUUCUUCUCAGGCCAACUGCCUCAUCAUGUCGGUAAGCUAUCGGCUUGCCCCCGAGAACCCCCUCCCUGCAGCCUAUGAAGAUGGCCUUGCUGCUAUCAAGUGGGUGAGGCAGCAUGCAACCCACUGCACCGACGAGCUUAGUUGGUGGCAAACCAAAUGCAACUUCUCUCAGAUGUUCGUCGGUGGCGACAGCGCCGGCGGAGCCAUUGCCAAUAAUGUUGCAGCACAAUUAGGGUUGGCUGGUGUGCCUGCAUGGCUCAAGGGAGUGAUUCUGAUCCAACCCUUCUUCGGUGGAGAGACGCGGACCGCAUCGGAGAAGAACUCGAGGCCGUCGAUGAGAUCGACGCUUAGCUUGGCUGCAUCAGAUUGCUACUGGAGGCUAGCACUACCUUUGGGAUCAAACAGGGAUCAUCCAUGGUGCAAUCCUAUAGCCAUGCUAUCCUCCCCCAAGUUGGAGGACCUGAGGCUUCCUCCAUUGCUGGUGUGCAUUUCAGAAAUGGAUAUAUUGAGGGAUAGAAACCUGGAGUUUUGUAAGGCCUUGGAGAGAGCAGGAAAGAGUGUGGAAUAUGAUGUCUAUGGUGGAGUAGGACAUGCCUUCCAAGUUCUAAGCAAGUCUCCAAUGUCACAGGUCCGGACCCAGGAGAUGGUAACCAACAUCAAGGCCUUUAUUUACGAUCGACUAGACCAUAUUUAGUUGGUGGCUUCCCAUUUUUGAAGGUAUCACAACCAAAUAUUUUGUGUCAAAAAAAAUUGCUUGUGUUGUUUUCCUCUUGCUUACUAUUUUGUCUUGUUUGAUCUACGCUCUCCAGUAUGGCCAUGGAUACUUUCACAUUGAGAUCAAAGGAAGAAGAAAAUAAGGACAUUUUUUAAAA